This is a messenger RNA of Pedinophyceae sp. YPF-701, 2601 nucleotides long. NCBI's taxonomy places the organism in Eukaryota, Viridiplantae, Chlorophyta, Pedinophyceae. The record is from the annotation of a GenBank genome assembly.
AUGGCGGAGGCGUUCGUCACGGCGCAGUCCGGCCUGAUGAUGGGGAAGUUCUACAAGGCCCUUGUCGACAGGGACGGCGAAGGGUUCCUCGCGGUGCUGUGGCGCGCCGCGCUUCUGUACGCGCUGACUGCAUUCUUGAUCUCCAUGAUGGACUUCCUCUCAGAGCUCCUGGCGCUGCGGUGGCGGGACGAGAUGACGCAGGCGCUCCAGCAGCGGUACCUCGAAGACAGCAGGUUCUACCACGCCGUGCGCAGAGUCGACACGUGCGACCAGCGCAUCGUGGCGGACGCCAGAGAGUGGAGCUGGUAUCUUGGCCAGGUGGUGAAGAUCGUCGUCGCGGCGCCCCUGAAGAUCGUCUACUACGCGUGGCUCACGGUCCGCCUCGUGGGCUGGUUGGGCGUGGGCAGCUCCGUCCUGUUCUUCUCCGUCGGAGCAGCGACGCAGUCCGCGGUCGUGCGCCCGAUCUCGAAGCGCGUGUACGAGCAGGAGCGCAGAGAAGGACGCUUCCGAGUCGGGCACGUGCGCGUCCAGGGCAUGGCGGAGAGCAUCGCGAUGGUGGGCGGCGGGCGCGGGGAGCUGCGGUCGCUGCAGGGGCUGCUGCGCAGCGUGGUGCAGAACCAGUUCCGCGUCGUGACGUGGCGCUGGCUGCUCGGAUGGAUCAUCAAGAUGCUGGAGUACGGCGGAAGCGUCCUGAACUACGUCGUGGUGGCGCUCGCGGUCUUUUUGUACCGCUCGGGGGCGCCGGACGGCGCAGACGACCGCGGGGCCGGCGAGAUCGCGCAGCUGAUUAGCAACUCGUCUUUCGCGACCCUCUCCCUCAUAUGGAGCCUCACGCAGCUGCUCCGGACGGGCAAGGACGUAGCGCAGCUGUCGGGUCUGACGUUCCGCCUCCACGACCUGGCCGCCGAGCUCGGCCUGGCGUCGCGGGGGGGGUCUCCUGCCCGGCAUCAGGACCGCGUCUACGAGUUCGACAGACGCAGGCGGAGCCUCGAGGUCGAGAUGGGGUACGACGGAGCCAUCCGGGAGGCGCACAGGUGCUCCAACGGCAGCGCGGCUUCCCGGCCCGACUCCCCCGCGCCACCUUUCGUCGGCAUUGCACCGUCAGCGGGAUCCGCGGGCGGGUGCGACACCCUGCUGCCUCCGACCGCGGCGCGGAUCGCGGACACCGACGACGAGCUCGAGGUCUCCGUGCACGCACUGGGCCGCGCCUUCGCGCGGGACCUGCGGGGGGUGUGUCCCGACUUGAGCUGGCAGGGAGCGGGGGGGGACUCAGACGGGGCGCCGAGCGCGCAGGGGUGGGCGUGGCGCCGGCCCUUGGUGGAGCGCGGCGGGCUGCGCGGGCGGCGCGUGCUCGCGGUGCCGGUGUUUCAGUUCGCGCGCGGCGGGCAGAGUUUGGCUCCGCGGGACAGUUUGUCGGCGCAGGAGGCGGACGCGCACGUGACGGAGGUCGAGGCGGAGAUGGACCGCAUGCUGCGCGUGUUCCUGUCCUUCGUGUCGCGCGUGGAGGCCGAGCUGAAGGCCCAGGGGUUCUGGUGCAGCGGGAUCGAUCCGCGAACGGGCCUGGCGCUCUCAGGACGGACAGGUGCGAGGUACAGCGAGGUGCGCGGUGCGCAGGCGCUCCUGAACUACGCCGUCGACGACAGAUCGCUCUGUCCGAUCGUGCGCCACCCCACGCACGGCGCGUCGGCGUACCCUGCCACGCUGUUCACCACCGCACCCGCGUCCACGCUGGCGGACGUCCUGUCGCGGAUCUGCCAGCCCCUCGCCGCGUCCCACGCGCCCCCCGAGCCCCAGGCCGCUCCCACACCCGCCGGACGCGAGCCCGACGCGGCGCACCUGCGCAUCAGCCGCCUGUCGUGCCGAGCGCCCGCCGACGGCCCGCCUGUGGUGCACGACCUCUCCCUCGUCCUCCCGCCGGGCCGGGCGCUGCUCGUGACGGGCCCGAGCGGCUGCGGGAAGAGCACGCUCCUGAACGUCAUCCGCGGGCUCCAACCGCCGGACUCUGGGUCGGUCGAGGUGCUGCUGCCAGACAGAGUGGUGGCGUGGGCGCCGCAGAGGGCGGUGCUGGCGCCGGGGGAGUCGACGUUGCGCGAGCAGCUCGCGUACCCCUCGCAGGCGGCGGGCGAGGGCGCGCGCGGCGGGCAGUGGGAGGCGGAGGCGCGCAGGGCGCUGGAGGUGGCGCGGCUGUCAGGGUUGUUGGCGAGGGACGCGGCGCGGGGACUGGACGCGCGGGCGGACUGGACGGCGGUGCUGUCCCCGGGAGAGACGCAGCGGCUGGUCGCCGCGAGGAUCCUCCUGGCGAGGCCACGGCUCGUGUUCCUCGAUGAGGCCACGAACGCCGUCUCGACCCCGGACGAAGAAGCCUUCUACGCGGCCCUGCGGGCCACGGGCGCGACCGUCGUGUCCGUCAGCCACGCGAGCGCGCUGCAACGGCACCAUGACCUGCACCUCCACAUCACCGGCGACGGGUCCGGCGCCUGGACGCUCGAACAGAUCCGACGUGCCAGCGCCAGCCAUCAUGCGCCUACGCCGCCCCACGGGGACCCGCUGUCGCAGCAGUCGGUGCUGUUCUCACACGGCAGCAACCCUCCGACAGUCUGA